AUGCUGAGCUCAUUGGCGUCCAUGCCAUCGCAGGUUGUGGCGAGAUCUGGUGAGCAGCUGCGCGGCAGCCUGCCUAUUUCCACCAAGAGGGAAGUGGACGAAGUCGAUUGGGAAGAAUCUGAGGAGAAAGAUGUGUUAGCGCGGCUUCCUUUGGACCAGCUGCUGAAGGACGACACAGAGUCAGUGGCAACAAAGAGUACUGACAUGUGA
Molecule: messenger RNA, 210 nt
Organism: Cladocopium goreaui
Lineage: Eukaryota; Dinophyceae; Suessiales; Symbiodiniaceae
Source: the annotation of a GenBank genome assembly